Acanthochromis polyacanthus (spiny chromis) is the source of this 3257-nucleotide messenger RNA. Its product is annotated as prostaglandin E2 receptor EP1 subtype-like. NCBI's taxonomy places the organism in Eukaryota, Metazoa, Chordata, Actinopteri, Pomacentridae. The record is from RefSeq and is a predicted model, not a curated record. Gene Ontology annotation, biological process: adenylate cyclase-activating G protein-coupled receptor signaling pathway; inflammatory response; positive regulation of cytosolic calcium ion concentration. Gene Ontology annotation, cellular component: plasma membrane. The transcript has 3 exons. Gene Ontology annotation, molecular function: thromboxane receptor activity; prostaglandin E receptor activity. The coding region runs from base 439 to 1578 and encodes 379 amino acids.
UAUAAACAGACAGCAGAGACAGAAAGUGCGGCAGCAGGAUGAACUUCGGUUCAGCAGCAGAGACGCCCACACACACACUCUGGAGGAGGAAAAAAGACGCUACAAAAACGUGGGUCGGUCUUUUAGCGUCAGAGGGGAUCCUUCACUGACUUAAAGCCACCGUGCAGCAGACGUUAGACCUGCAUGGAUCUACAGUCUGCACAGGACACCGAGGCGUGAGUUCAACCGCAGCUGUGGAGUUUGUCAAAGGGAAACAUGACUUCUGAUCCGAAUAAAAGGACGCUGUUUCAUCUGUUUCUGGACUGCUGACAUUGUUUAGUCGUCUUUGGGGUAUCUCUGGAUAUCUGACAAGGAGAAAAACAUCAGCUGGACUGAGAAUGAGAUUAAGUGUCUAGUGCCUCCCUUAGCUAUGGAGCUCCUGACCUUCAGAGUCCAGAGAUGUUAGCUUUGAGCCACUACAACUCCUCGGCCUCCCCGCUCCUCCCUCGUCUGGUUAAUGACAGUGGAGGGAAGGCGGAGGUCAUGGUAGCUGUUGAGGGGCUGUUGCAGCAGCGAAACUUCACCUCUGUGGAACCUACAACCAGCGGCAUCAUCGCCGUCAUCCUGAGCAUGACACUGGGCAUCAUUUCUAAUAUUGUGGCUCUCUUCAUCCUGGUGAACGCCUACUCUCUCCAGCGCCGGCGCUCCAAGGCUACAUUCCUUCUGUUUGCCACUUCCCUGGUGAUCACAGACUUUAUUGGACACGCGAUUCCUGGAGCCCUGGUUCUCCGACUCUACCUCUCUGGAGGUGUGAGCCCUGAAGACUUUGACUCCUCUGAUGGCAUGUGCCAGUUCCUGGGUGGCAGCAUGGUGUUCUUCGGCCUUUGUCCACUCUUCAUGGGUUGCGCCAUGGCUGCUGAGAGAUGUCUGGGAGUUACUAAACCGUUGCUGCACUCAUCUUUAGUCACCAAAACUCGCACAAAGAUCUGCUUGGCUGUGAUCUGGCUGCUGGCUCUGAGCAUGGCCCUGCUGCCCUGCUUCCAGCUGGGCUCUUACACCUACCAGGACCCGGGAACCUGGUGCUUCAUCAAUGUGCUCAGUGACACUGAGGAGGUGGAUGUGGCCUUUGUGGUGCUGUUCUCUGGACUCGGUCUGACGUCUCUAGCUGUGGCGCUGGUUUGUAACACCAUCAGUGGAGUCACACUGGUUCUGGCCCGGCUCAGGAGGCAGCCCGGCUCCCAUCACUCAGCAAAGUCCCAUGACAUAGAGAUGGUGGUGCAGCUGGUCGGCAUCAUGGUCGCCUCAUGCAUCUGCUGGAGCCCCCUGCUGAUCUUUGGCCUGAUGUCGGUGAUCCGCUCCUACACAGGAACGAUUGGGGACGACCUGUCGAACUAUAAAACUCUGAUGGUGAUGGGAGUGAGGCUGGCUGCUUGGAACCAGAUCCUUGAUCCCUGGGUCUACAUCCUGCUGCGCCGCACCGUGCUCCGCAAAAUCUACCUCAUUACUAAGUGCCAGGCAGGCCUGAGGGGAACUAUAUUAGGCCGCUGGGAGCCGACAUCUUACCCCAGCUCAGAGAAGAACGAAGUCAACCAAGUGUGAACUGAAAAAUUGAUGAAAUUUGUUACAGGAUGAUAUAAAGAACUCUGCAUGCAGAGACUUGUGGAAAAGAAGAGCUGCAUAGAAGAUGGUGAGAGGAACAGACAUCACAGCUGUGAUGGUGCAGCAGCCUUUAAAAUUCUUACUUGUCUAAAAAAUCUUCAUGGAUUCGAUCAAAUUGUUUUUCUGUCACAACCGUCAAAGUUUACCACUGUCUGACCUUAAAAUGGAAGCUAGCUAAUGCUUUGAUUUUGCACAAAAGAUCAUAAACGUUCUACUGUUUACUUCAAUAAAGCAUGAACAUUCCUUAUGAGAAAACUCCCAACUAAAGGCAAAGAUGUAACGCUCCAGCAAUAAUCAUCCUUUGUCCUGAGAGACUGAAAGGUUAGUAUGAGUGGUAUUUUCUGGUUUCAUUUCCUCAUUUUCACCACCCAUAAAAGUAAAAAUAAGUAAAAAAUGCACAGUGAUUUGCUCUCAUAUUAGACCGUUUCAGAAGAACUGAGCACCAGCGUAAACCCAGUAUUUAGAUGUUAUUUCUAAUGUUAAGUUUUCUGCUGAAUGUACUUCAUGAAGGAAUGUAAUAUACAAGAACUGUGGAUUUUGUGUAUGUUUGAGUUUAUACAUGCUUUUGAUGUGUUUCUGCAGUGCUUUAUGUGAAAUAAUGUAACAUUUUAUAAGUUAUUACUUGAAUUGUGCUGUCAGUUUACUGAGGAUAUGUAAGGAACCUUAAGGUGAAUGUAAAUAAAACAAUGCAAUGUGUGUCUUUUUGUAUAAUUUUCAUUGAAAACAUGCCCGUUUGCAAUAGAAGGUACAUGAGUGGUUAAUGAAUCUGCUCUUAUGAUAGAUUAUUAUUUAUAGUAAUUCUAGUAGUUAAAAGGUUUUUCAAUUGUGAAGUCCUGUAAACACUGACAGUAUUUAUUUGAUACUUCAGUGUUUUCCUCAGAGAUCUGACCUUUCCCAAAAGGUCUAUGGUUUGUGCAUAGUUAUACUAUCAGGAUGUUGUGAUCUGAAGCAGUAAUGUUCUGCAGAGUCAUUUCAACAGGCAAUGAUGAAUCGAAAAGGAUUAUCCACAAAGGUCAUGCAGAUAACGACCUAUUUGAUCAAGAAUGCUGUGAAGCCAGUUUGUUUGACUUAGGCUUAACUGGACACCUCGUUAUUUAUGGUGUGCUGCUUCAUUACGAGAGCAAAUGUCUGUUCAGGUUGUCUGGCUCUGAUAUGAGUAACCUAAGAUGAAGUGCCGUGCAUCAGGGAAAUAUUACUGUUUCAAGCUGCUUUUGUUUUAUCUUGUUCCUCUUCAGCAUCAUUUUUUUCCAACCACAUCCACGUGGUCUGUAGCUGGAACAUUUUAUUCUUCUUAUUCCACUGCUCAUGAAUCUUUCUGUCAGCUGCCACUGAUAAACGGCCAGUGAUACCCAUGGUGCACUUUGCUACUCUUAACAUUUCAAUAAAUCAUGUUAUUUUGUUUUAUAUAUAAUAUUGUAACAUCUUAACCGUAAUAUUUAACUUUGGCAGGUAAUGUUGUAUUAUCAAUGAUAUCGUUGAGGCUGUAAUGUUUCAUUUAGUAAAUUUGUAUUGUAUAAUGAUCUAAAGUCUUGACCAUGAUGUUCUUUUUCGGUAAAUUUGUAACUCACUUUGGUUCAGUGGUUGUUAUUGUUAAAUUUCCAUAAAAAAUUGCAUUUUUA